Molecule: messenger RNA, 3661 nt
Organism: Abrus precatorius (Indian licorice)
Lineage: Eukaryota; Viridiplantae; Streptophyta; Magnoliopsida; Fabales; Fabaceae
Product: putative disease resistance protein RGA4
Exons: 1
Coding region: 587-3661 (1024 amino acids)
Biological process (GO): defense response to other organism
Molecular function (GO): ADP binding
Source: RefSeq, a predicted model, not a curated record
CCUGUGAUCACAAUUCUUAGAAAAAACUGAACAAUAUAAAGUGAUUCAGCAAAACACCAGCUUCUAGCAAAAAGGGGCAUAAUACAAAAUUUUUCAACAGAUGUGGCAACAGUUCUAUCGUAAAUAAUCAACCUUAGACAGCUAUGAAAUCGUGGCCUAAAUAGUCUUUCCUCAUAAUAGAUACAAUGUUAUCUUUGAUUGAUGAUUUAUGAAUCAUGGACGAAAUCCAAGAACCAUUAUUUACUAUUUAGACAGUCUUGAUUAACGAAGUCGCCAGCAGUAACUAACUACUUAAUACUCAUAAGGUUUGUGAUGUAUGUACCCAAGACAUCAAAAACAACAAAAUAUUUGUAGUGGAGCGGAGAUGGGCUCUGUUGAUUGAUGAAAGCUUCACAGGUGAUACACGAUCCAUUGUUCCCACUACUCAUACAUACAAUUUUCCUUUUACUUUGGUAGGUCCCAAUUGACAAGCUACUUCACUUGCUAGCUUUAGAUCCAUUCUUCGUUGUGUUCCUUCACCACUCACUAAACCAAAACCAAACUGUAAUAAUCUUUUCUCUCAAUUCAAUCUUUGAUUUGUGAAAAAAUGGCUGAGGCCUUACUUGGAUUUGCAUCUGAGAAGUUGCUUGCACUGAUUCAAAACGAAUUUGCAACCAUUUCUGGAGUCAAGGAAAGGGCUGAAAGGCUAUCAAGCACUAUGGAGUUGAUCAAGGCCGUUCUUGAAGAUGCUGAGGAGAAACAAAUAACUAGCCAUGCUGUCAAGGUUUGGCUACAGCAACUCAAAAAUGCUGCGUACGUGCUGGAUGAUAUCCUCGAUGAAUGUUCCAUAAAAUACCAUCAACUUGGUGGCUUAUCCUCUUUCAAACUGAAAAACAUCAAGCUUCGUCAUGAGAUUGGCACCAAGCUCAAAGACAUCACCAGGAGAUUUGAUCAAAUUGCUGAAGACAAGAAGAAUCAUGGCCUGUGUGAGGGUGUUAGGCGAAGGCCAAGUGAAGUGGAUGAAUGGCGCCAAACCAGCUCAACCGUUGACCAACCUCGAGUAUAUGGACGAGAUGAUGACAAAAAGAAGAUUGUGGAGUUUCUUCUUAGCCAAGCACCGGGCUCGGACUCCCUUUCUGUCUAUCCCAUCGUUGGCUUGGGUGGUCUUGGAAAAACAACACUUGCCCAAUUUGUCUACAAUGAUAAAGCGGUAAGUAGCCAUUUUGAUAAAAGAAUUUGGAUUUGGGUUUCUGAAAAUUUUGAUAGGAAGAGGAUUUUGUGUUCCAUUAUAGAACAUAUCACAGAGAAAAAGUACCAGGUCAUGGACUUAGAUGUAAUGGAAAGAGAAGUGCAAAAACUAUUGCAAAGCACAAGGUACUUGCUCGUUUUAGAUGAUGUGUGGAUAGCAAAUAAGGAAUUGGAAUUCGGAUUAACCCAAGAGAAAUGGAAUAAGUUGAAAUCUGUGUUGUCAUGCGGAUCCAAAGGUGCUUCCAUUUUGGUGUCUACUCGAGAUAAGGAAGUUGCAGCAAUCAUGGGAACAUGCAAAGCUCGUCAUUUGUCUGUUCUAUCCGACGAUGACUGUUGGUCAUUGUUCAAUCAAUAUGCAUUUGGACCUGACAAAGAAGAGCGUGAAGAGCUUGUGGCUAUAGGCAAGGAGAUAGUAAAGAAGUGUGGGGGAUUGCCUCUUGCAGCACAAGCAUUAGGAGGUCUAAUGCGCUCAAAGAGUGAGGAAAAUGAAUGGCUUGAAAUUAAGGAAAGUGGGCUUUGGGCUUUAUCAGAUGAAAAUUCUAUUUUGCCUGCAUUGAUGUUGAGCUACUUACAUUUGACACCAAUCUUAAAGCAAUGUUUUUCAUUUUGUGCCAUAUUUCCCAAAGAUAGAGAGAUCUUGAAGGAAGAAUUGAUUCAUCUUUGGAUGGCUAAUGGGUUUAUUUCAUCUAGGCCAAACUUGGAGGUAGAAGAUGUUGGCAAUAUAAUUUGGAAAGAAUUGUACCAAAAGUCAUUCUUCCAAGAUGUCCAGAUGGAUGAUGCUUCAGGAAGAAUUUUAUUCAAGAUGCAUGAUCUUGUCCAUGAUCUUGCAAAGUCAGUUAUGGGGCAAGAGUGUCUGAUUUUGGAGAAUUCAAACAUGACUGAUUUGUCAAAGAGCACACACCACAUUAGCUUUGGCUCUAGUCUAUCAUCCUUCAGCGAGGGAGCUUUGCAAAGAGUUGAAUCUUUGAGAACGUUAUAUCAGUUUGAAUUUCCACUUGACUACAAAAUUUCAGGUUACUUUCCAAUAAACAGUUCUCUCAGGGUUUUACGCACAAGUUUUUUUGAGUUAUCAUCACUCGGGAUUUUAAUCCAUCUGAGGUACUUGGAGCUUCGACAUUUGGAGAAAGAAACCUUGCCUGACUUAAUCUGUAGCUUGCAGAAAUUGGAAAUCUUGAAAUUGAUUGCAUGUUGCAAGCUAAAGUUUCUGCCAAAACAAAUGAGUUGCUUAAAAAACCUCAGACAUUUUGUCAUCGAAGGUUGUUCUGAUUUGACUCAUAUGUUUCCUAAAAUUGGAAAAUUAUCUUGCCUAAAAACAUUAAGUAUGUACAUUGUCAGUUCAGAGGAAGGGCACAGCUUGGGAGAGUUACAGCAUUUAAAGCUGGGAGGAAAACUGAGCAUCAAAGGCCUAGAAAACGUUAGCAGCUUAUGUGAGACUGAAGGGGCCAAUUUGGUAGGAAAGAAAGACCUAAAGGAGUUAUGCUUAUCAUGGGGCAACAAUGGUGAGACCACGUCACAUGGUACUAAUGUUGAACAAGUACUUGAAGUGCUUCGGCCUCAUUCAAAUCUCAAGAAGUUGGAGAUAAAUAGCUACGAAGGGUUAAACUUGCAAAGUUGGAUGGGAAUUCUGAAUGGUUUGGUUGCUCUUAGACUUUUUAAUUGUAAGAACUGCACACAUCUUUCGUCACUUGGUAAACUACCAUUUCUAAGAAAGCUUGAAUUAAAGAAAAUGGAUAAUGUGCAGUACCUUCUCAACGAUGAAUGUUACAAUGAGGUGGAAGUGACUGUGUUCCCGUCACUGGAGUAUCUCAAGAUACUAAGGUUACCAAAGUUAGAGCGGUUGUUGAAAGUGGAAAGAGGGAACGUGUGCCUCCGUCUUUCUGACUUAUACAUCUCUAAUUGCCCUAAACUCGAGUUGCCAUACCUUCCGUCUGUUAAAAGACUAAUAUGCAAUGGGUGUAACGAUAUGUUUUUGAGCUCAAUAUCAAGCUUCAACACUCUUACAGUCCUUGAACUUACUGCAGAUAGAAACACGACAAUCACAUCCUUCCCAGAAGGAAUGCUGAGAAACCUCACUUGUCUUAAAGCUCUCCGUAUAUAUAAUUUCCAAAAAGUGAAGGAAUUUCCGAAUGAAAUCAUCUACCUUAAAGCUUUGGACGAUUUGCGGAUCUAUUUACCGGAGAUUGAGUGUUUACCGGAGCAUGUUUGGGAAGGUCUAUGCUCUCUUCGAACUUUGCAGAUUCGUAGUUGUGAAGGAUUGAGAUCCUUGCCGGAAGGUUUUCAAAACCUGAUUUCGCUUCAGCUUCUGUUAAUUGUUGGCUGUCCAGCAUUGAGUGAGCGGUGUAAGGAGGGAACAGGGGAGGAUUGGCACAAGAUCAAGCAUGUUCCGAAAUUAGUUUUGGACGGUGACCCGGGUAUCCUCAACUAUAUAUGGUGA